CCAGCAAAGCUAGAAGAAAAAAAAGACAAAAUGGCUGCGUCCAAGUUAGCCAGGCUUACAACUAAAAAUUCGGCAUUAUUUCUGUGUGACAUGCAAGAAAAGUUCCGGAAAACAAUAUCUUUUUACCCACAAAUUCUUACUGUUUCUUCAAGAAUGUUGCAAGCUUCGCAGAUUUUAGAUAUACCAGUUGUUGUCACAGAGCAGUAUCCAAAAGGUCUUGGUCCUACAGUGUCAGAAUUAGAUGUCAGUAAGUGUCCAGUUUUUCCAAAGAUGAAGUUCUCUAUGAUGAUUCCAGAGGUUGUGGAUCAUAUGAAACAGUUUCCAAAUGUGAACACGAUCAUGCUGUGUGGGAUAGAGUCCCAUGUUUGUGUCCAGUCUACAGUUUUAGAUCUCAAGGAAAAGGGGUACGAUGUAAACGUUAUUGUAGAUGCAGUCUCGUCAAGAUCUAUGGUUGACAGAAUGUUUGCAUUGCAACGUAUGAAAGAGGCUGGUGCCCAUUUAACUACUAGUGAGAGUGCAAUACUUGGAUUGUGCGGGGGAUCAGAUCAUCCGAAUUUCCGAGAGAUACAGAAGAUUAUUUGGGACGCAGCCCCAGACAGUGGUUUAUUAGGACACACAAUUGGCGGAGAAACUCCAGUAUGAAAAACCAGCCAUAUAAUAUAAAGCAGUGCCAAUCAUUUGUUAAUUUGUGAUUUGUUAUAGAUUAAUUAAAUAAGAAUAACCAAUUAAAUGUUGAUUGUGGUGUGGUAAUUGUCUGUAAAUUUGUGUUACUGGUAUCAUAUAACUUGUUGUGUCAAGUACAAUGUUAUUAUCUGAUAAUGAUCGAAAGUUGUUUGUUUAUUUCAGAAUGUUUGGUCAUCCUUCGAAAUGAACUGAUAUUUUUGCCUUUAGAAUUCAUUUUGAUUUUGCCAUGUGCCUUAUAGGCAUACAUAACAAAGGUCAUUGGUUCUACUUGGGCACUAUUGACAUGACUUUUUCAAAAGACUUUUUAGUAAAGCUUGAAAGUUGUCAUUCAAUAUUUUUUUUUAAAGUGCUGUCGCGAUACACAAUAAAUUAAAAUUUUCCCCGACAUAAAGGGCAGUGCUAAGGGACUUUUUAAAGAUGUUAGUACUGUAGAGUGUUUAUCUACAACAUGGAUACUUCAGUUUGCAUCAUAUUUAGAGCAUUGGUGUGAUUGACUUUAAGGUCAAAAUAUUUACAUUUAAUGCUUCAGUACUUCUGAUAUACCAAUUUAAGAUCAAACCUGGUAAAAAUUUGUUGUAAAUAUAAAUAUUUUUAUACAUGUUUUCCAUAAUCAAGAAUAAAAUUUAUUUAACUGA
Ruditapes philippinarum (Manila clam) is the source of this 1319-nucleotide messenger RNA. Its product is annotated as isochorismatase domain-containing protein 2-like. Gene Ontology annotation, cellular component: cytoplasm. The transcript is spliced from 4 exons. The coding region runs from base 31 to 642 and encodes 203 amino acids. The record is from RefSeq and is a predicted model, not a curated record. Lineage: Eukaryota; Metazoa; Mollusca; Bivalvia; Venerida; Veneridae.